UUCGCGCAAUCAACGUUAUUGUUAGUAAAGUCUAUGGGGAACGAACGUGAUUGUUUCAUGACACAGUAAUGACAAAAAACUACACUAAAUAUCAUCAUUAAUUUUAUUUUGUUCCAAUAACCUGGUGCUUUAUUUGGAUUCGCAAUAUAUACACGUAUCGAUACACAGUAUUUAAAAGCACUUAUAAAUACAAACUGUAUCUUUGUGUCGAUAGAAAAGUAUAUUACUAACCAACUAUGCUCGUAUAUUAUAUCGGGACAUUUCUCCUCGGUCUGUGUGGCACAGCUAUAUCCGCCUACCCAGCGAUGGAUUGGCCUGACCCGUCGGGCGAUCCCUACUUGGGAGUAGAGGACUACACAGACGGAUUGUCGCCCUACGCACCGUACAUUCCCGACGCGAGACCCUACUCCAACGACCUCUAUCUUCCCAGCUACACAAAGAGAGCGCAAUGGGCCCAGCAUACCGGCGGUAAACGGGCGACGUUGAAUCAACUGUUACGGCGUCUCGUCGCUCUAUACGGUGACCGCGACAUCCACUAUUCCGGACGUUCUUCCCACGUGCGCUUCGGUGCCGGUGGCCGUCGGUGAUCUAUUGGCUGGUGUCUUCAAAAAAGAGGAAAUCAGGAUUUAUCAACAUAUCUAUAGGACAUUUUUAUUGGAACAACACAAAAUAAGCCGACUUUUUAUUUAACUCUUAUGUUAUUAUAUUUUCAAUCAGCGUCAAAACGCUACUAAUGCUUACAUUUCCGAAAUGUGUUAUUCUCCAUAAAUAAAAUAAAUAAAUG
Dreissena polymorpha is the source of this 784-nucleotide messenger RNA. RefSeq lists its product as uncharacterized. The transcript has 3 exons. The coding region runs from base 237 to 587 and encodes 116 amino acids. The record is from RefSeq and is a predicted model, not a curated record. NCBI's taxonomy places the organism in Eukaryota, Metazoa, Mollusca, Bivalvia, Myida, Dreissenidae.